Molecule: messenger RNA, 1080 nt
Organism: Trachymyrmex cornetzi
Lineage: Eukaryota; Metazoa; Arthropoda; Insecta; Hymenoptera; Formicidae
Exons: 1
Coding region: 1-1080 (359 amino acids)
Source: RefSeq, a predicted model, not a curated record
AUGUACAGACAGAUUCUGAUGGACCCGUUACAAAUCAACUUACAGAGGAUCUUAUGGCGAAACGACGUCAGUUCAGACGUCACGGUGUAUGAGUUAACGACGCUUACUUACGGCACUUCCUCGACACCAUAUUUCGCCACGAGAUGCCUUAAAUACUUGACGGAACAGCACGCAUCAGAAUUCCCGGUAGGGUCGAAAUGCGUAGAACGCGACUUUUACGUCGACGAUCUACUCACAGGAGCAGAUACAAUCGCGGACGCGAAAUUAAUAAUAAAGGAAACUACUCAGUUACUCCAAUUAGGCUCAUUCAAACUUAGCAAGUGGGCAUCGAGCUGUUCACAGCUAUUAUUGGGCGCGGAGGGACAUUUAGAAGGCUCAGUGCUCAUCGGCGACGACGUCUUUUCACGCGUUCUCGGAAUUCACUGGGAUCAGAACAAAGAAACGUUGCAUUUUUCUCAUAAAGAUAAUGCGGACUAUUCCUCGACUUCGAAACGUCUAAUACUGUCAGAGGUAGCUAGGUUGUUUGAUCCAUUAGGAUUAAUCGGACCUGUUAUUGUCACAGCGAAAAUUAUCAUCCAGGAAUUAUGGCAAACAAGUCAUCAAUGGGACGAAUCAGUUCCCCAAAGCAUACAGUCGCGCUGGAUAAAGCUUAGAUCGCAGCUAGUAGAUCUAAAUGAACUACGAAUCCCACGUUGCGUCAUGUUUGCAGCGGAUCCUCAACUUGUCCAGGUGCAUGGGUUUUGCGACGCCAGCCAACGAGCCUAUGGCGCCUGCAUAUACCUACGAACCGAAACCGCCAAUGGGUAUCGCGUGGAGUUGCUUUGUUCUCGAUCGCGUGUAGCACCGCUCAAGGUCAUCUCAUUACCCAGGUUAGAAUUAUCCGCAGCACUAUUGCUGUCACAGCUCUUAGAAAAAACAAGAAACUCGUUCGACUUGUCGCGCAUGAAUAUAUUUCUCUGGUCGGACUCUAUGAUAGCUCUCAAUUGGCUGUCUUCGCCUUCUCGAAAAUGGACAACCUUCGUGGCUAACCGGGUCGGCGAAAUCCAACGCCUGACCAAAAUAGAAAAUUGGAGACUGUAA